This is a messenger RNA of Helianthus annuus (common sunflower), 972 nucleotides long. RefSeq lists its product as uncharacterized. NCBI's taxonomy places the organism in Eukaryota, Viridiplantae, Streptophyta, Magnoliopsida, Asterales, Asteraceae. The record is from RefSeq and is a predicted model, not a curated record. The transcript is spliced from 2 exons. Bases 291 to 824 code for a protein of 177 amino acids.
CCUAAGAAGCCUAUUUUGCCUAAGUUGCCUAAGAAGCAAUCUACACCAUUUGUUUAAACAACCAAUGGACCAGAUUAGAUCCCUAAUAUUAAACUAGAUAAAUAAACAAAAUACAACGCGCGGGGGUAUUUUCGCCAUAAACAAACAAAUAGUACUGGCAGUUAUCAACGAUUCAAAAAAACUUCUUCUUCACUCUCUCUCAAAACUUCCCAAUCGCUAACAAACUUCACCUAAAAUCGACAAUCAGAGAGACGAAAAUCGAACAAACAACAACAAAAACAGCAUCAACGAUGGAUUCAGAGAGUACGUUCCAUUUUUUUUUUUUGCAUUUUGGUGUAUUCGUUUCAAUUUUGUACGGUUUUUCUAAGUUUCUUCGAAAUCAAAUCGAUUACACAGGUUCUAAGAGAUCUACAAGAAGCCAGAAGCAUAAAGAAACAAAACAUGAUGACGAUUUCGAAGAGCUGUACAAUCCCAAACCACUACAAAUUGUACAACCAGGAGAACCAAUCCCUACUUUUGAUAAUGAAACUUUGCAUCCCAUUCCACUAAAAGUUGUAAGACCAACAAAAAAGGAAUAUUAUAUGAGUCCGAAAUUUUGGAAUGAAGUAGCAAUCUGGUGGCCAAGCUAUACCAAUCAUCCUACUUCUGGUGGUGAACCUUCAGAUCCCAUAAAAGAAGAGAUUGAUGAGAAACCUGAAAUCUCAGUUGUACAACCCAAAAAAGAAGAAGAUGAUGAAAAACAAAAGAUCCCAAUCCUACAACCUAAACAUGAAGAAGAUGAGGAAAAACCUAUAAUCUCAGUCAAGAAUUUUGGAAGGAAGUAGCAAUCUAGCCAGCUCCUGCUAUGAUCAUCAUGUUUAUGUUGUUUGUUUUAGUUUUCUAAUGUUAUCAAUGCUGUUAUGUAUUAUGAUCAUGUUUUUCUGAACCUUAUGUAACAAUGAUGUUUUGAAUUAUAAAAAUCAUGGUUUAUUA